Aphanomyces invadans is the source of this 2589-nucleotide messenger RNA. RefSeq lists its product as hypothetical. Gene Ontology annotation, biological process: non-motile cilium assembly; intraciliary transport. The transcript has 16 exons. The record is from RefSeq and is a predicted model, not a curated record. The coding region runs from base 1 to 2589 and encodes 862 amino acids. Gene Ontology annotation, molecular function: kinesin binding. Gene Ontology annotation, cellular component: ciliary base; non-motile cilium; ciliary basal body. Lineage: Eukaryota; Oomycota; Saprolegniomycetes; Saprolegniales; Verrucalvaceae.
AUGAGCGCCUAUGGGUACAACAACCGCGGCAAGCAGCACCAGGCGGCGAUGAUGGAUGACGACGACGAAGAUCUGUACGAAGGCUUCAACUACUCGAUCGAUUUAGCACCUCCACAAACGGCGUCGAUGCACCAAUCGAGCUACUUCAAGUCUGGCCAGACAGGUCAAGCGGGUGGAAGCAACCCUCCAGGGACAGCAUUUCGCGCCCCGCCGUCUCAAAUGGGCCGUCAGAUGAUGCCCACGGCACGUUUGCAAACCGGGCAGCAAGGCGGCGGUGAAGUCGCGCGCCCCAUGACGUCGGUCACUGGUGCGGGUUUUUCGUCGAAUCCCAAGACCGCCGCUGGCCAACGAGUCUUUGACCCGCUCGGCGAAGCGCGCAAGGCACCAGCGCCGCCGCUCGCUGAAAAGGCCGAAAACUCCCCCAAGGAGACCGCUCGAGACAUGGAAAAGCUCGUCAACUCGCUGAUCGAGCAGAGUUCCGAGGCCGCGGUCAAGCACAACAACGAAGAAGCACUGCGGCUGGCGAAAGAAGCGGGCAAGAAGGAGCGCGCGUUCACCAAGCACUGCGAAACACACGGGCUCACCGACAUGACCAACAUCGACCUGACGUAUGCCGUGUUUUUCAAUCUGGCGAACGCGUACCACCUGAACGGGCUGUGGAAAGAAGCAAUUCAAAGUUACACGCCGAUCGUGAAAAACAAGCAGUACCCGCAAGGGGGCCGCCUGCGGGUGAACAUGGGCAAUAUUUACUUUGAGCAGCAGCAGUACCCGACCGCGAUUCGCAUGUACCGCAUGGCGCUCGAUCAAAUCCCCAACACGUCCAAGGAAAUCCGAUACAACAUCAAGAAGAACAUCGGGUCGGCACAAAUCAAGCUCGGCCACUACCAGGACGCUGCGACAACGUUUGAAGAUAUCAUGGAGGGCAACCCGGACUUCCAGUCUGGAUUCAACCUCAUCAUUUGCUACUAUGCGAUCGGGGAGCACGACAAGAUGCGCCGCGGGUUUACCAACCUCAUCGGAAUCCCCAUGGAGGGCGUGAGCGACGACGAUAGCCAGGACGACGAAAGCAAGGACGGCGACAUCCCGACGGGCGUGCCGGCCGUCGUGCACUUGAAAAAGGACGGCCUCAAGGCGGAGAUUCGCGCGCGCCAGAAAAAAGCCACCGAAUUCAUCCUGACCGCGGCCAAGUUGUGCGCUCCUGCGCUCGACAAGAAGGACUGGCUCGCCGGAUACAAUUGGGUUAUCGACGCCAUGAAAGUCGACCACGAACCGAUCGCGAGCGAAAUGGAAAUCUGCAAGGCGCUGCACUUUUUGAAGAACAAGGACUUUGACAAAGCGAUCGAGGUCCUCAAAGCGUUCGAGAAGAAGGACCCGGCGCUCAAAGCGAUGGCCGCGACAAACUUGAGCUUCCUGUACUUUGUCGAGGGCGACUAUGCGCAAGCCGACAAAUUUGCGUCCCUGGCUGUGCGCCACCAACGCUACAACGCCAAGGCGCUCGUGAACAAGGGCAAUUGUUUGUACAUCAAGAACGAGUGCGAACGGGCCAAGGAGCUGUACUUGGAAGCGAUCGGGGUCGAGGCGGACUGCAUCGAAGCAAUCUUCAACUUGGGCUUGGUCAAUAUCAAGAUUGGCGUGCUAAACGAAGCGCUCCAAGCAUUUGAGAAGCUGCACAGCAUCGUGCCAACCAACACAGAGGUCCUCUACCAAAUAGCCAACUUGCAUGACAUGAUGGGCAACUACCGCCAGGCCGCCAAGUGGUUUAACAUCCUGCUGUCGUGCUUUGGGUCGGCCAAGAACAUUGCCGACCCGGGCGUCCUUGCGCGCAUGGGCCAGAUCUUUAACAAAGAUGACGACGAAACCCAAGCUUUCCACUACCACCUCGAGUCGUACCGGCAUUUCCCCGUCAACCUGGACGUCAUAUCGUGGCUCGGCGUGUGGUAUGUCAAGAGCGAGCUGUACGAGAAAGCGAUCCAGUUCUUUGAACGGGCGGCGCAAAUCCAACCGACUGAAGUGAAGUGGCGCCUCAUGGUGACGAGCUGCCAUCGCCGCAUGGGGGCGUAUCAAAAGGCGCUAGUCCUGUACGAGCAAAUCCACGUCGACUACCCCGACAACCUCGAGUGCCUCCGAUAUUUGGUCGCGAUUUGCAAAGAUUUGGGCCAAAAGUACGAGCAUCACCAGCACGCGCUCGCCAAACUCGAACGCGAAAACGCCGCGAAAAUCAACUCGCAACUGAAUGCGACCGCAGCGUCGAAUGGGUCACCACCUACCAGCCAGCAGCAGCAGCCAAACGUGAGCCGACCUGCCAGUGGACAAAAUGAACGAGGGGGGUCGGCGGGCGGCCGCCGUGGCGAAGCCAACAACCAGCACACGGAUAGCAGCGUGUACGACCAUCCUUCGGCGCAUCGCGACGGUGCCGCAUCGAAUCGGGAAGAAAACAACAAGAGCUUUGCCGUCGAUGCGGACGACUACGCCGUGCCCAAGCCCAUGUCAUCCACCGCAUCGACCAGCCCCAAAUCGAUUCGAAAGGAAAAAGCCGAUGAAGCGGAUGACUGGGGCGACGCCGAUGUUGGGAAUCUUCUCGGGGAUUGA